AUGUUUCGUGCUGCUAUUCGAAGCGGCCUUUUAGCCCCGAAGAAGGAGGUUUUUCAGCGUAGCAAGCCACAUCUUAUCAUUGGUACAAUUGGUCAUGUCGAUCACGGUAAGACAACGCUUACGUCUGCCAUUACGACAGUUCUGGCGAAGAAUGGGAAAGCAAAGGCACUUGACUACUUUUCCAUUGACAAAUCCCCAGAAGAAAAGAGCCGUAAGAUCACGAUCAACGCAACUCACGUGGAGUACGAGUCUGAAAAACGUCACUACGGACACAUAGACUGUCCAGGUCACAUGGACUUUGUCAAGAACAUGAUCACCGGUGCCGCACAAAUGGAUGGUGGAAUUCUUGUUGUAGCAGCUAACGAUGGAUGCAUGCCGCAAACGCGAGAACAUUUGCUGAUUUGUUCGCAGAUUGGCCUUCCUGCUCUUGUUUGCUUCAUCAACAAGUGUGACAUGAUGCAUGGGCAGGAGGACAUGAUUGAGCUUGUGGAGAUGGAGGUGCGUGAGCUUCUUGAAAAGUACAAGUUUCCUGCGGAGGAGACACCAUUUGUGCGGGGCUCUGCGGUGAAGGCAUUGGAGGGUGAUCCUGAAAAUGAGGCCCGCAUUCUUGAGCUUGUAAAUAAGUGCGAUGAAUGGAUUCCUGACCCGCCGCGUGCCACUGACAAACCUUUCCUUAUGGCUAUUGAACAUGUCUACGAGAUUGGAAAGGAUAAAAAGUCUGUUAUUGUGACUGGACGUGUGGACCAAGGUUUGAUGAAGGUCGGUGCAGACGCCGAACUUUCCGGCUUCAGCGCAAAGAAAAUGACCGUGAAGAUUGCUGGUAUAGAAAUGUACCAUAAAACACUGGAUGAGUGUAUGCCCGGCGACUCUGUGGGUGCGAGCAUCGUCGGUGCCGGGGAUACAGUGAACCUCUCCAAGGACAACGUGGAACGCGGCAUGGUUCUCUCCGCACCAGGAGCCACCACCUUGUUUAACAAGGUUCGUGCGCAGGUUUACGUGCUGACAAAAGAAGAAGGUGGCCGUCACACGGCCUUUAGUCCCCACUAUCGCCCGCAGCUCUUUUUCCACUGCGCGGAUGUCACGGCAGAUAUCAACUUCCCGGAAAGCGAGAAGCUUGCGGGUGAGCUAAACAAAAAGUACGGCCGUGACGCGGAGGAACAAAAGAAGAAAGAGGCUGAACUCAGGGAGUUUGAAAAGACGCUUGUCUGCAUGCCUGGUGAUAAUCGUGAGCUUGUGCUCACCCUUGCCUAUCCAAUGCCGAUGGAAAAGGGACUUAAGUUCACCAUCCGCGAGGGGAAGAUCACAGUCGGCUGGGGUGCCGUGACGGAGUGCCUAGCACUUGAUCCUAAAGUGAGCAUUGAGGGUGUCAAGCAGACGAAGGCAGUGACGGGCAAGGGAAAGAAGAAGUAA
Molecule: messenger RNA, 1410 nt
Organism: Trypanosoma rangeli
Lineage: Eukaryota; Euglenozoa; Kinetoplastea; Trypanosomatida; Trypanosomatidae
Product: putative elongation factor Tu
Exons: 1
Coding region: 1-1410 (469 amino acids)
Biological process (GO): mitochondrial translational elongation
Cellular component (GO): mitochondrion
Molecular function (GO): translation elongation factor activity; GTP binding; GTPase activity
Source: RefSeq, a predicted model, not a curated record